GGUAGCCAAUCAGCUUCUAAAUUCAACUUGUUAAAAAAAAUCUUUGAAAACAAAACAUACUGGAAGUUGGUUGGUUUCUGUGCAGAACUGCACCAGAUUUCACACUCUCCAGUUUUAGUAAAUCAACCCCCAUAUGUCCCUUUAACCUCCCUGGCGGUAUUCCAAAGUGUAGCUCAGGGUAAAGUUUCAGUACCACAAGAGGUAACCCCGAGCUACACUCAGGCUUACCAUGCGGCGCUGCUCCGCGAUCCCUCGAUCACUUACCUUGUCCUGCGCUCCCGCGAUGUCCCUCCUGCAGUGUCCCCGGCAAUGUAAUCCGGCGUUUGCCGGCAUCUGUCAUCUGGGUUCCAUCCCCUGCGACGUCGGGACGUACGGGGAUGGAAUGGCGGGAAAUUUGAAAAUGACAAAAAGUGACAUUCACUAAAAUCGCUAA
This is a messenger RNA of Staurois parvus, 433 nucleotides long. Lineage: Eukaryota; Metazoa; Chordata; Amphibia; Anura; Ranidae. The record is from the annotation of a GenBank genome assembly.